Molecule: messenger RNA, 2016 nt
Organism: Nothobranchius furzeri (turquoise killifish)
Lineage: Eukaryota; Metazoa; Chordata; Actinopteri; Cyprinodontiformes; Nothobranchiidae
Gene: tpbg
Product: trophoblast glycoprotein
Biological process (GO): negative regulation of canonical Wnt signaling pathway
Cellular component (GO): plasma membrane
Molecular function (GO): protein binding
Source: RefSeq, a predicted model, not a curated record
CCCGGUGAUGUUGCAGCUGUUUGGUCCUUCCCUCCCAGCGAUUUGAAGAGCGCCAGGCUGGAUAGCGCCUCCGGCAGAGAAAGGGGUUGUAAACCAACAGCCGGAGCGACUUUUCUGUAGCGCCCGCCAGUGGUCCGCCCGUUUUUACCAGCGUUUUUCUGGGUGGAGCCGAAACAGAUCUGGAAGGGGAUCUCAGAUCGACGUAACAGAAGUUUGUUCGCUUCUUCUUGGAAAUGUAGGCUUCUCUCGCUCACGGACUGUCUGAGGCAGUUGUAUGGAGUUACAGCGAAUCCCACAAACAGGAAACAGCUGGACUUAAAGCUGAGAGUGGAUUUUACAGGGACUGAGGUGGGAAAAGUUGGGACGAGGCAGUGACUUGUUGAGAAGCAGCUUUCUUCUGCGCGCUCAGAUUUAUGAAGCUCCAAGAUGCGCCUGUGGAGCGCGGCGCGUAAGCGAGGAGAGGACCCGGGGAGACCUCACCACAGGUCCGGUAUGAUGCGUUUGCUUUUCCUCCUGGCUCUCAUGGUGCCGUCCUGCGCCGCCUCCUGUCCGGACAAAUGCACGUGCUUAUCACAAACUGUAAAAUGCCAAAACCAGGGCUUGGACGAGAUUCCUCCUUCCAUCCCAACCACCACUAAAGUGCUGUUCGUCACAGGGAACAUCAUUUCCAGAAUUAGUGAGGCCUCUUUCCCCAGCCGUCUGGACCUCUUGACAGAUCUUUAUCUCAGUAGCAACAAGAUGGAGCAUGUGGAUGCAGUGGCAUUUAAAAACCUGCCAAAUCUCACUAAGUUGGACCUGAGUGACAACAGAAUCCAGAGCUUUAGUAACAGUUCUUUCCCUGAUGAUAAUAAACUGCAGUUUUUGAACCUGAGUGGGUCUUUAAACAACCACUUAACAGAUGAGGUCCUCUCAUUGUUCCACAGUGCAAAACUCCUGAAUCUCACCACCUUGGACCUGUCCAAUAAUUAUUUGGUGACUCUACCAGACGGCAUCUUCAGCAGCCUCUCGAGCUUGGCCACUCUGAACCUGAGGAACAGCUCCCUCCUCACCAUCCACAACCUGACCUUGCCCUUGCUGCAUGACCUAGACCUGAGGGACAACAGCAUGAGGGAUCUUCCCCCCACCACCCUAGCAGACUUCAGCCUCAAUCCUGACCUCCACAUCCAGUUGGCGGGGAAUCCAUGGCACUGCAACUGCUUCAUUGAAGACCUUCUGGCAUGGCUGAAAAACUCCACCCAGGUGGUGGAUGUGCACAACUUGACCUGCUCGGACCCUGAGGCCUUUAGACACCGGCUGCUGCUGCAGGUGGAGCCGUCAAAGCUGAAGUGUUACACUGACAUGGAGAGCGUUCUGGAGACUUCGUACGUGUUUCUGGGACUAGUGCUGGCUCUGAUUGGUGUCAUAUUCCUGCUGGUGCUCUACCUGAACAAGAAGGGCAUCAGGAGGUGGAUGCACAACAUCCGGGAUGCUUGUAGGGACCACAUGGAGGGGUACCACUAUCGGUACGAGAUAAACUGUGACCCGCGUUUAACCAACCUGAGCAUUAACUCGGAUGUCUAGAGUAACUGGGACCCUGCAGUGGAAAGUUUAUAAAGAUUUGCAUGAAAGUCUUCCUCCCCCAACGGCUCAGUCACAACUCUUCAUGUAGUCUCUGCUGCAUGUCUCACAUGGACGUGGCUGCAAACUGUAUAUUUCUUCUUCGUGACAUUGCAUGGACAAUGAAUGAAUUUUGUAGCCCCUGAGUGACGUCCUGUUUUUACAGAACUUUAAUAUGAAAGAACACUUGGUGAAAAACGCUCCUUCUCUUUGUUUCUGCCACAGAGAUAUGCUUUACUGCCUGAGUUUGUUCUUUUUAAUAGUGACUAUGUGACAUCAAGUAGACGAUGCCUUUCUGACUGAUUAUAGUAUAGUGUAUUAUACUAUAUUAUUGUAUAUUGUCUGGAUUUAGUAGAUGGAUGUGAUUGCUCUUUUUUGUGAAGGUAUUUAGCUAAAUAAAAGGCCUCUGGAUUGCUGGUA